CAUUUGCAUAUAAGUUCCUCCAAUAGCUCUUCAAAAUAGUUUGUAUUUGUCAUACAUUGUUGAAUUCAUUUGUUUUUCAUGUACUAUAUUAGUUUCUUGCUUUCACAUUAAGGAUACAAACAUUGGAUUUAUUCAAUGAAGAUGAAAAGUGAAGAUAUUGUUCAUGAAUUAAGCAUUACUCACAAGCAAGAUCCAACUGCUCUUGCAGGAAAUAAGGUUUUGCCAAUCACUGAAUCGGCGCAAUCGUUAUCCAUAAACAACAAUGAUCAAUGCUCUAAUGUAGAGAAGAAAGAUAGAGCCAUGGGCGAUAAAAGCAGAGCCGUAUCCCGGAUGAAAGAGCUAAUGAGAUGGGCUGCUGCUGCUGCUGCUACCAAAUCUGAGAAGGGAGGAAAGUACAUUGGUAGAAAGGUCUUGCAGUUUCGAAAUAGAUCCACUUUAAAGGCAGUGCCGGAUGACAGUCAAUGUAGCAAUGACACUCCAAAGAUCAGUUUUAGAUGGGAUGUAGAGAGUUGUUCUACCAUUUCUACCAUUUCACUGGCUUCAUCUUUAAAUCAUGAACAAAUCAAGAAUGCACCUUCAGUGAACUCUACUCCUCUACAUGUUAGAGAUGAGUGUGUUGGUACAACUGGAAACUGGAUCACGACGGAUUCUGAAUUCGUCGUGCUAGAACUAUGAAGAUUGGAUUCAGAUGAAGUCGCUAAUUGUAGAUUGUUCCUCGAGAUUGGUCAACAAGGAUGUUCGAAAUGUAUCUGAGUUAUGGCCGAAUGAAAUUUUGACUUUAUCAAAAACAGAGAAUUUGAUGUAAAUUCAAAGAUUAUACAUCCAUUCUUGUGCUUAUGAUUUUAUUGAUGGAAAAUCGAAGGAAUUUGUGACAUUGUAGAUUUUACGAAUG
This is a messenger RNA of Olea europaea var. sylvestris, 892 nucleotides long. RefSeq lists its product as uncharacterized. The transcript is spliced from 3 exons. Bases 136 to 675 code for a protein of 179 amino acids. Lineage: Eukaryota; Viridiplantae; Streptophyta; Magnoliopsida; Lamiales; Oleaceae. The record is from RefSeq and is a predicted model, not a curated record.